Molecule: messenger RNA, 899 nt
Organism: Daphnia pulicaria
Lineage: Eukaryota; Metazoa; Arthropoda; Branchiopoda; Diplostraca; Daphniidae
Product: endoribonuclease dcr-1-like
Exons: 3
Coding region: 431-769 (112 amino acids)
Biological process (GO): RNA processing
Molecular function (GO): ribonuclease III activity
Source: RefSeq, a predicted model, not a curated record
AGUUGGUUGCAUAUGGCAAUUCAACAACCGACGGCCAAUGUAAGAAACGCAGCCAAGGAGGCAGGGAAGUUGGAGCUGAUUGGCGAUCGUGCUCUUGGUAAUGUUUCGUAAGAGGUUAAUUAGUUUUUCAGUGUAUUAUCUAGUGAGUAGGGUUGAGACCGAAGCGGCUGUUAGCAUAGCGCAACAGCCGCUUUGCUCACUCACUCAACUCACCAGAUAAUACAAUGAAAACCAUCUAUGGGGGAUAAAAUCAAAUUUCAAUUGCUUAUUUUUUUGUCUUUUUUUUUAAUUUUUAGGCUUGAUUAUAGUGGAUGAAUGUGAAACGCGGAAGCCAGAAUAUGGAGCGAGCCAAUUGACUACAGUCAAAUCAGCUUUGGCCUGCAACAACACCUUGGCGGUCAUCGCGAUAAGAAAAAAUUUGCAUCUAGUAAUGCAGCAGAAAUUGACCUCUAGCCAAGAAACGAUCUUACAGGCCUUUGUGGAUCAGCAAAUUGAAAAUAGACACAUUUUCAGUCAUCAAAAGGAUGUAAGAAUGAUUCCAUCUCCGAAGGGUAAUUUGCAAUGGGAAAUGGAUUACCCAAAAGUAUUUGCUGAUUUAUUCGAGGCAAUUCUUGGCGCCGUAUACAAGGAUUCGGGAAAGGACCUUGAAAAUACUCGAAAAGUUGUCCUUGACGCGAUGGAGGAAACCAUUUCGAACUUUCUGCAAAAUACCCCCAUAUGCCCGUUAAAAAGGGUAACUGAUAUUAACCCCCAAGCAGUUUUCCGGUAAACAAUGAAAAAAACCUAACCUAACCCAUACGUGAACCUAUCUGCUUCACUUUGAUUUUUUUGCAACAAUCUCCACCUCCCAGAUGGGAGCGCUCACGUUACGCUUGAAGUGAGUCCUGCAACGCCACUCC